AUGGAUUCUCGUGAAAAUAUCACUGACAAAGCUAGGAGACUACAGGACGAGCAGAUCAAAACCAACAGCAAUUUCUUUCUCACGUGGGACCAGUGGGUGCCACCAAAGUUAGGCCCGACUCGAUCAUUUCCACAGGAAAACCUUCCUGUUGGGUUCAAAUACUCAUUUCAGCCAAACCGUUCGCCACCAACUCGCGCACCCAACAACAACAGGAUGAAAGUCACACCAUCAACCAUGCCAGUCAGGAAGGAAACCGCCGAUGCACUUACAAAAAAACAUUUCGGCAAAGAAGUUUUUGAUAUGUGCUGGAGCACUGAAGCUGCACCCAAGACAUCGGUGGAAACACCGACCACCUCAUCAUCGGCCAAACCCCAGUGCAGCGGUCAAACGUUUGAGAUGUGCUGGGACGUCGAAAGCGAUCCAGCGCCCACCGUCAAUGCACCAGUCAAUGCACCGGCCGAAGCAUCAUCGGCCAACACAGACUAUGGUGGCCAAGGAUGCAAAGGUGGUUUUGACAUGUGCUGGGGAGAUGCCCAAUUAGGUGGAGAUGGUGACCGUGAAGGUCAUGUUACUGCAGCGCCCACCACGGCUCGGUUAACUCAGGUCGGGGUGAACAACUCAGAAUCACCUGGGAGUCAAGAUAUUCAGGCAUCACUGGCACCCUCAUCAGCACCAAGCGAAGGCUCGACAAUAACACAGGUUGAAGCUGGGGAGGAAUUGUUGCGCCGAGCCGACAACCGGCUGGACAGACUUUCGCGCCAUCCUGAAUGUAGUCGGUAUACCUCUUGGGCUUUUGCUGACAUUGCUCCUGGUGCCUUUUGCUGGUGCAUCAGAGGGAACACCGGGGGCAAAUCUGGCCGACUUGCCUUCCUCGGUGCACGAUCUCUGGUAGCGGGCACAUUCUUUGGCUGCCUCUCUUGCACCACAGGAGAUGCAUCUCUGGCAGCCCUUGUCCGCAGUCAAUGCUGGUGGCUGUAUCAUUGGCGAUGCACCAAGGUGUUCCAGACCUCGGCGAGUUUCGAUACCCGGCGAGUUGGACCUGGGCCUGAAGGAGCGGGGUAA
This is a messenger RNA of Suillus subalutaceus, 1062 nucleotides long. RefSeq lists its product as uncharacterized. The record is from RefSeq and is a predicted model, not a curated record. Lineage: Eukaryota; Fungi; Basidiomycota; Agaricomycetes; Boletales; Suillaceae. The coding region runs from base 1 to 1062 and encodes 353 amino acids. The transcript is spliced from 8 exons.